Heterocephalus glaber (naked mole-rat) is the source of this 2737-nucleotide messenger RNA. It is a transcript of the gene Acsf2, whose product is annotated as acyl-CoA synthetase family member 2. Gene Ontology annotation, biological process: fatty acid metabolic process. The record is from RefSeq and is a predicted model, not a curated record. NCBI's taxonomy places the organism in Eukaryota, Metazoa, Chordata, Mammalia, Rodentia, Bathyergidae. Gene Ontology annotation, molecular function: medium-chain fatty acid-CoA ligase activity.
CUCCCGCCUCCCGCGCGCCCCGCCUCGGCCGCUUAAAAGUUUGCUGGGGCGAGAGCUCCCGGCGAGCGAGCGAGUAUGGCGCUGUGCGCGCGGAUGCUGCGCCUCGCGACUCUGCGCGCCCCGGGGCUGGGGGUACAGGGGGCGCGGGCCCGCCUCGCCCGGGGGGCGCAGGAAGCCAGGCUGCAGCGCGCCCGCCCGCUCAGUUCUGCAGAGACAGAGUACCACAGCCCCUCGCCUAUUGGGGGCCUCAGCUACGUCCAGGGCCACACUCGAGUCCCUCUGAUCAACCACACAGUGGGCCAGUGCCUGGACGCCACGGCGCAGAGGUUCCCCAACCGAGAGGCCUUGGUCAUCCUCCACGAGGACAUUAGGAUGACCUUUGCCCAGCUUAAGGACCAGGUGGACAAAGCUGCUUCUGGUCUGCUGAGCACUGGCCUCUGUAAAGGUGACCGCCUGGGCAUGUGGGGACCCAACUCCUAUGGCUGGGUGCUCAUGCAGCUGGCCACUGCCCAGGCGGGCAUCGUUCUGGUGUCUGUGAACCCAGCCUACCAGGCUAUGGAGCUGGAGUAUGUCCUCAAAAAGGUGGGCUGCAAAGCUCUCGCGUUCCCCAAGCAAUUCAAGACCCAGGAAUACUACAACAUCCUGAAGCAGAUCUGCCCGGAGCUGGACAAGGCCCAGCCGGGUGCCCUGAAGAGUAAGAGGCUCCCGGAUCUGACCACAGUCAUCUCGCUGGACACUCCUCUGCCCGGUACCCUGCUGCUGGAUGAGGUGGUGGCGACAGGCAGCACAGAGCAGCACCUGGCCCAGCUGCAGCACACCCAGCAGUCCCUGUCCUGCUAUGACCCCAUCAACAUCCAGUUCACCUCGGGGACGACAGGCAGCCCCAAGGGGGCCACCCUCUCCCAUCACAAUAUUGUGAACAACUCCAACCUGAUCGGCCAUCGCCUGCGCAUGCCCCUGAAGCCGCCACAGGAGUUGCGGCUGGUCCUGCCCAGCCCCCUGUACCACUGCCUGGGCUCUGUGGGGGGCACAAUGGUGUGUAUGCUGCAUGGUUCCACUCUCCUCCUGUCCUCUCCAAGCUUCAGUGGCAAGAAGGCGCUGGAAGCCAUCAGCAGAGAGAAAGGCUCCAUUCUGUACGGCACCCCCACGAUGUUCGUGGAUAUCCUGAACCAGCCAGACUUCUCCAGUUACGACCUCUCAUCCAUACGUGGAGGUGUGAUCGCGGGCUCCCCUGCACCCCCAGAGCUGAUCCGAGCCAUCGUCAACAAGAUGAAUAUGAAGGAGCUGGCGGUUGCUUAUGGAACCACGGAGAACAGUCCUGUGACCUUCAUGAACUUCCCUGAGGACAGCCUGGAGCAGAAGGCCGAAAGUGUGGGCAGGGUCAUGCCGCACACGGAGGCCCAGAUCGUGAGCAUGGAGACCGGGGAGCUGGCAGCGCUGAACACACCGGGGGAGCUGUGCAUCCGCGGCUACUGCAUCAUGCAGGGCUACUGGGGCGAGCCGGACAAGACCUCCGAGGUGGUCGGGCAAGACAAGUGGUACCGCACAGGAGACAUCGCCACCAUGGAUGAGGAGGGCUUCUGCAGGAUCGUGGGGCGCUCGAAGGACAUGAUCAUCCGGGGCGGUGAGAACAUCUACCCUGCGGAGCUGGAGGACUUCUUCCACAAGCACCCGCAGGUGCAGGAGGUGCAGGUGGUGGGAGUAAAGGACCAGAGGAUGGGUGAGGAGAUCUGUGCGUGCAUCCGGCUGAAGAGUGGGGAGACCACCACGGAGGAGGAGAUCAAAGCUUUCUGCAAAGGGAAGAUCUCCCACUUCAAGAUUCCCCGCUACAUCGUGUUUGUCACCGACUACCCCCUCACCAUCUCAGGAAAGGUCCAGAAAUUCAAACUCCGAGAGCGGAUGGAAGAGCACCUGAAACUGUGAAUCAGAGAAGGGGUCCAUCCGGGCCCGACUCGUCCCUCCCAUGUCCCCGGGUCUUGGUGCCUGGGCACAGAUCCGUGUGCCUGAGCUCUGCUGGCGUGCUCUGUCGGUAGCUGGCAGGGUAGAGGGGGAAGAGACCCGUGUGAUUGUGCACGAGUUCUUUGCCGUGCAUUGGCCACUUAAUGUGACCCUUGCCUCAUCCCUUUGAGUUUCCACCUCACUUUUUUCUUUUGUAGACUUUCCUUACUUAAUUCUUUCCCCUACUCUUGCCAGAUUAGUCCAGCAGGAAACAUUCUUUUUAAAAAUAACAGCUUCAUUGAGAUAUAAUUCACAUACUACCCAAUUCGCCCAUUUUUAAACUUGUUUUUUAGGCAGGGUCUUAUGAAGUUGUCUAGGCUGGCUUUGAACUUGAGAUCCUCUUGCCUCAGCUUCCUGAGUAGCUAGGGUUACAGGCAUGCAUCAAUGGACUGGCUCACCUUACCCAUUUAAAGUAUCCAAUUUUUCAGUGGUUUUUAGUAUAUUCAUAUAUAUAGCCAAAGCCAAUUUCAAACAUUUUUAUCACUUCAAAAAGAAACCCUAAACCCUCUAAUUAUCACCACCCUUCCUCCCCAAUCAGCCCAAUUUUUAUUGUCUUCUAUUUUACUUUUUUUGGUACUGGGGAUCGAACUUGGGUUCUUGCGCUUGCGCAGCAGGCAGCAAAACCACUGAGCUAAAUCCCUGGCCCUCUAUUUUACUUUUUGAUCAUUAAAUCUAGGGCUUCCCUACAGAUAAAUCAGGCUAUACCUUGACUCAAGAAAUAAAAAACAGCUGGCUUUCA